UUAAAAUGGAUUUAUUACAAAACUACAAAGGAGAUUCAUCUUCUGAUGAUGAGACUUCCUCAAUUCAAAUGGAAGAAAUAAAUUCUGAACCUAGAGGAAUUAUAAUGCCUCUAGUUAAUAUAGCACCUCAUGUAGUUGUUUCAAGUCCUGUACAACAAGCGGCUGUAAUUGACCCAAAAACUAAAGAAUUGUAUUACAAUCCAAAAUAUGAGGAGCUUUUUAUGCCUGAUGUUGGCCCUUCAAAUCCUUUCAAAAGCGAACAUCAAAGGGCUCCAAAAAACACCUUAACAGGAUUUGUAGAACCAGCCCACUUCAGCGGAUUCCACUUUGACCGAGCCAUUCGUUCUUAUGACACUCUAGGCUAUGCAGAAAAUCCCUCCGCUGAUGCAGGAGGAAGUUCUUCAUUUGUUGGGGAUGUUGAAAGUGCUCAUUUAACUGGGGGCCGUUCACUUUUUGAAUCGGCCAAGACUGGAGGGCAAAAACGCAAAAGAAUUGUGAAUUACGAUGCUUCUGAUAUUGAUGGAUAUACGGGGCCGUGGGCUAGAUUUGAAGAUCAAAAAAUUGUUGCGAAACCAGAUCCUGAAUUGCAAAAGGAAAUGGACGAGUAUAUCAGAAAAAAGAAAAUGAAGAGCCGUAUAGGACGUAAAUUAGCUAUUGAAGAAUUACACAUGGCCGAAGAAAGUUCAAAAUUGCACAUAAGCGACGACAAAGAUUAUCUUGGACGUUCAUUUAUGGAAGCCCCAAAAAGUAUUGGUGUCAAUUUAAAACCUGAUCACGUCCCGGAAAGAUGUUAUCCCCCAACAAAACAAGCAUAUACGUAUAAUGGACACACUAAACCUGUUACGGCAAUUAGAUGGUUCCCAAAAAGUGCGCAUUUAUUUAUUUCUUGUUCAAUGGAUGGAAAGGUCAAGCUUUGGGAAGUUUAUGGAAACCGAAAACUAAUACGUACAUAUAUUGGACAUAAAGUUCCAGUAAAAGAUAUUUACUUCAAUAAUGACGGGACAGAACUUUUAUCUGCAGCAUAUGAUAAUUAUAUAAAAUUGUGGGAUACUGAAACUGUAAAAUCCCGUUUUACAAUUGGCGCUCAUAGAGCUUAUGUAGUCAAAUUUAAUCCGGAUGAUGACAAACAAAAUUUAUUUUUAGCGGGGAUGUCAAAUAAAAAAAUUAUUCAGUGGGAUACGAGAAGUGGGGAAAUUGAACAGGAAUAUGACCGUCACCUUGGCCCUGUCAACUCGAUUACCUUUUUUGAUAAAAAUAGACGAUUUGUGUCAACAUCGGAUGACAAAUCUCUUCGUAUUUGGGAAUUUGGAAUUCCUGUUGAUACAAAAAUUAUUCAACAUGCUGGGUUACAUUCUAUACCUUCAAUGACGAAAGCUCCAAAUGAAAAAUGGGUCGUUGGUCAAUCUAUGGAUAAUCGAAUUGUGUUGUUCCAAGUAAUGGAUGAUAAACUUAGAUUUGCAAGGAAAAAAGCAUUUAGAGGUCAUAAUACUGCUGGAUAUGCAUGUUCUACAGAUUUUUCGCCAGAUAUGAGUUUUUUGGCUUCUGGCGAUGCAGACGGAAAAAUUACAAUGUGGGAUUGGCGUACACACAAAAUUGUUUCGACAUGGAAAGCUCAUGAAAAUGUGUGUAUUUCUACUCUAUGGCAUCCACACGAAAAAAGUCGAAUGAUUAGUUGUGGAUGGGAUAAUACAAUAAAAAUGUGGUUUUAA
Molecule: messenger RNA, 1709 nt
Organism: Meloidogyne enterolobii
Lineage: Eukaryota; Metazoa; Nematoda; Chromadorea; Rhabditida; Meloidogynidae
Source: the annotation of a GenBank genome assembly